Naegleria lovaniensis is the source of this 693-nucleotide messenger RNA. RefSeq lists its product as uncharacterized. The record is from RefSeq and is a predicted model, not a curated record. Bases 1 to 693 code for a protein of 230 amino acids. Lineage: Eukaryota; Heterolobosea; Eutetramitea; Acrasida; Naegleriidae. The transcript is spliced from 3 exons.
AUGAAUUUUCUAAAUAGAGUGCUGGAAAAUCAAGCGAAACUUUUCAAUUUGUUUUUAUUUUCACUCGGGUUGGCCAAUGAUACAGCGAGUGAGAGUCAUGGAGUUGAUUCCGAGCCUUCGAAGAAUCAUUAUGACAUGUCCCAAGCACCUCUCUCCAAAGUAUUCAAAGAGGUAUUCGCAAAUGGAACGUUUCAAUCCGAUGUUUUGAUUCAUUAUAUUGUGGAUGGAUUUUCUCAAUUUAAAUCCGAUGCUAAAAGUUUUAUUAAUUCUGUCUAUUGGAGAGAAGAAUAUUGGUUACAAGGCGUGAUUGCCAUGCAUAUUGUCUUUCUUACUUGUAUUAUAAUGUCGAGGAAAAAUAUGAACAUGCAAGCCUUGUUAUUUGGCUUGAUUUGCGUCAUGACAUACUUGUCAGAAUCAUUGAAUAGAUGGUGUAAUGCAAAUUGGCAAUUGUUUUCAACGAUGAAUUAUUUUGAUGGACGUGGAUUCUUUACAGCUGUCGUUUACGCAUUUCCUUUACUGUUUUUACUUUUUAUCAUUGUGGUGAACAUGAUUAUUACUUCGGCACAAAUGGUGAUUAAGGUAAAAAGAAGACAACUUCAGAGACAACGACAAAAAGAACAAAACAAUCGAAGCAAUUCUCAAAAUUCGAAUUCGAAUCGAACAGAAGGAACUAACACCAUUACUCGACAAUAG